AGUCAGCAUCUUGCCCUCCAACAACCUGGGUCCUCAUUUUUCUGAUCUCAGAAGGAUGGAAGUCGAGUCAAUCUAGAGUCGGUCAGAAUCAAACACCUGAUAGUAAGAAGUGAGUUAGUCUGCAGUACUCAUUCUAACCACUGCAUCACCAUGGCUCUUUCUUUAACCUAUUGGACUGAAUAGUUUCUGAACAGUCUUUCAUGGACAAACUAUUUUUGGGCAAUGUUUCCAUUAUAGGUUUGGAGAUGAUGCAGUUCAACUGAGUUUUGUGUGUAGUUAUAGAAAAAUGAUUGUGCACCGUGCACCAAUUUCUGUUACAAACAAGUAGGAGAUGAUUGAUUGUUCAGGGCUUCAUUGUAGAAUGUUACAUCAGCAGUAUUAUUUUUGUAGCUUGUUCACUCUGUAUCCCCCCCCCUUUUUUACAUACCAGACCCAUUGGUUCCCAGGAAGCUUUCUGUAAAGGUUGAGAAGGGAAAUCCUGCAUUGACUGUGACUUGGGCAAAACCUGUCAGCAAACCUGAGCGUUGCCAGCUGCAGCUGUGGCAUCCAGGAAAUAGCACCUUGUUACAGCUUCACACCUUGACUCAGUGGCAAGUCCGGCAUAUUUUUCAGGGACUAGUUCCAGGGAGAAAUUAUUCCAUAUCACUCACCUGUGUUGCUGGACCAUAUAAGGACAGUUCUGAAAUGAUAGUAAUGCCAAUAGAACCCAGUCAUGUGAAGAACCUGCAAUGUCUACCUGACACCACCAGUAUGUUUCUAAACUGGACAAUCAUUGAGAGUGACAUUAAAUUUUAUGAGCUGACUGUGAAUCCAUUUCCAAAGAGAAUUCUCCAACAACCAAUACUAGCUUUGGUUGUUUCCCAAACUAAUAUUACUCUGGUAGAGCUGACUACAAAUACCUCCUAUCAAAUCCAAAUUAAUGCUGUUGGCAGGAAUGACAUAAAGGGACCAUCUGUGACAAUCGUGUGCAACACAUCUGUGGAAGUUCUUCCACCUCCUGUGAAAAUGGACCUCCCACAAUUUGAUGCCAGUUCCAGAAUUGUCAUUUCUCCAGAUAUGUUCAGUGAAGAAAAUGGUCUCAUAGAGUAUUAUGGAAUUGUAGUCACCACCAAUGAGUCUUUACUAAGGCCUACUCAAGAAAUCAUUUCCCACACAUGGUAUGACCACUAUUACGGGCAGGAAGACUCAUAUUUGGCUAUGCUGCUGCCAAACCCAUUUCAUCUUAAUGAGAGCACCAACCUCAAAGCUUGGCCAGUGUCUGUGGGUGGAGAAGAUUGCAGCCACUCCCGAGCAACUUGCAAUGGAAAGCUGAAAACAAAUACACAGUACAGGUUCAGCAUAGCUGCAUUCACUAGAUACAGCCGACAGACUCCAAAAGUGUCCUUCACAGCAUUCUCAGCAGCAGCUGCUUCAGCAGAUUCUGCAACUCUGCCUGCCCCAGUUGUGGCUGGAAUCAUUAUGGGAUUCCUUGUGACAGUCACAGCCAUUUCUGUAUGGGUUUAUUGGAAACAUUUAAGAAAAAGAAG
Thamnophis sirtalis is the source of this 1526-nucleotide messenger RNA. NCBI's taxonomy places the organism in Eukaryota, Metazoa, Chordata, Lepidosauria, Squamata, Natricidae. The record is from RefSeq and is a predicted model, not a curated record.